AAAUGCCCUAUUCGGAAGGCAUCUCCGAAUCUGAACUGACGGUUGAUUUGCGUCGUCGAAUAACCGAAUUGGAGACUCAGUUAUCCAGUGUGGAAUCGGAGAAACGAGCACUUGAGGAAAAAAUAGAAGCGUUAGAAAUGAAGGGCGCCUACGAUCCGGCGGCGACGAAAGUCCUCACAUUACGCGAUAACCCCUUUGCCAAUACACAAGAGAACUUAUUCACCGAAGUGACCAACUUGCGUCAAGACAACGAACGGUUUAGACAACGUAUCAAGGUACUGGAAGACUGUAUCAGUCGGUUACGACAAGUCAAAUCAGAACAAGCACAGUCCGCUUAUGUCGAUGAACCAACCGUGGGGCUGGGCAGUGUGACGAUGCUCGUCAAUGACCGCUUAAAAGAUAAUCCGGAUCCGUUAACAGAGCUUGCUGAGGUUCGUGAACAGCUCCGAGUAGAACAGUCCCGCAGUGAUCGUCUUAUGGAAAUGUUCCACAAAGCGAGCGCAAAAUAUCGUGCGUAUUGUCGCGAUCUGCUCGGUUAUCGCGUGGAUGUGAGCUCUUCGGAUGAAUGCAAGAUCCGCUCCGUCUUCGCUUCCGAUGCAAAUGAGUUCAUUUUAUUCAGGCGGAACAGCGAUAAUGCACUGGAACUAGUGGACAAUCACUACACUCGUGCACUACCCAACGAGGUACGGUCGUUCGUCGAAGCGCAGCGCAACAUUCCAGGAUUUUUUGCAGCUUUAACGCUUUCUUAUCUGCAUCAGGACACCAUGUUAAUGUGAUGCUUUGUUUGUAUUUUUGUGUAUCCAGUCCUUAUUUUGUAUAUAGAUUCAAAAAUUUGUAUAUAAAUUCAUCCACUUUCUAC
This is a messenger RNA of Dicrocoelium dendriticum, 859 nucleotides long. The record is from the annotation of a GenBank genome assembly. NCBI's taxonomy places the organism in Eukaryota, Metazoa, Platyhelminthes, Trematoda, Plagiorchiida, Dicrocoeliidae.